UCUCGAUUUAGUAAACAAGAGUUUGUUAAUAUAUUAAAUUUCGUUAACACUAUAAUAAAAAAAACUUAACGAUGGCUGAAGCUGAUACCAAUAAACCUCAACUUAUACGUGAUCCGAAUUUCGCGAAAAAUCGUAUAUUUUUGGGAAAUCUACCAUCAUGUACCAAAGAAGAAUUGGAGAGUAUUUGCCACCCUUAUGGAAAGGUACUGGGCAGUUUAGUGCAAAAAAAUUUUGGUUUUGUUCAAUUUGAGUCUGAAGAAAUUGCCAAUAAAGUUGCAUUUUCACUUACGAAAUCAACAUUUAAAGGUAAUGUCAUUACGGUUCGUAACGCCGGCGCCAAGAAAGUACAACCAGCAAAUGCACAAACGGCGGCAUCAGCGGUUCGAUAUGAGGACAAUAAAGUACAGCAUCCGGAUUAUAACGAUUGUGAAAUCAUUGUUGUUGAUCGUCGUAACACAAAAUAUGCCGAAUAUAUUGAAGACCGUUUGAAACGUAUGCAACUUCGGGUUGAUGUUCUGUAUCCUAACGAAGAUGUUCCACUUGGUAAGGUUCUAGCAAAUAUAUCUUCCCGUGGUUGCCUUUAUGCAAUUUUGGUGACAAAUCAGCAUGAAGAACAUAAUAGCAUUACUGUUAAUAUACUGUAUGGACAACCCGCUGAACACCGCAACAUGCCGGUGGAUGAUGCAUUGAAACUAAUUGGGAAAGAUUUUCAAAACAAAAUGGCUGUCGAGUCAUCGAAACGAUUAAACUCAAGUCACCUUCCUCAGCCUGUACCUAUUAUACCUGCUACUAAUGUAAUCGCUCCACCACUGAAAGAUAGACAUCCAGAAUCUAUACAAAUUUUGUUAAAUUUGCUCGCAGAUAAUUUGCCACUUACUGGUCUGCAAUAUGAACGUAUUAUAAAAUAUCUAAAUGAAAGACGAACCUUACAAUUGAAAGCUGAACUAGGCGAGACCGUGGAAUCAAUUCCUGAUCCAGAAAUUGAACUCCAAAAAAAGAUUUUAGAUAUAUUAAAUAAACCAUCGGUUGCCGAGACGCACUAUGAACUUCUCUAUCCUACAUUACAAUCUAUAAAAGACGAUUUCCGUGUAAUGGAAUUACUAAAGGAUGAAAGAGUACAAAAGGCACUUGAUUCCUUAAUGGAUUCUAGUUUAGUUGGUACUAUAGAAACGCACAUGAAGUUUUAGGUUAAUAAGAUGAUAAUAAAGUAGAACUGUAUAACUAUA
Teleopsis dalmanni is the source of this 1226-nucleotide messenger RNA. RefSeq lists its product as uncharacterized. The record is from RefSeq and is a predicted model, not a curated record. Gene Ontology annotation, molecular function: RNA binding. The transcript has 2 exons. NCBI's taxonomy places the organism in Eukaryota, Metazoa, Arthropoda, Insecta, Diptera, Diopsidae. The coding region runs from base 72 to 1187 and encodes 371 amino acids.